AUGUCAGAGGCAGAAAAGACUCGACCGGCUAUCAUACACCAGCUCAAGCCAGCUCCUCGACGUCCUGCGCAGACUGUUCACUCUCCACGACUCAAAUCAGAGGUCCACUUUACACAUCCAGGAUCGAUACCAGACAUCGGUGAGGAUCCGUGGAGUAAGCAUGUUGAUCAGUCUUUUCUGACUCUUGUUCCUCCAGAUACCCUUCGCAUUCGUACUACUGAUGUCGCUCAGCCUUUUCUAGAUCCGAGGUCAAUGCAACAAUCUUGA
Messenger RNA from Fusarium venenatum, 267 nucleotides. Lineage: Eukaryota; Fungi; Ascomycota; Sordariomycetes; Hypocreales; Nectriaceae. The record is from RefSeq and is a predicted model, not a curated record.